Molecule: messenger RNA, 2003 nt
Organism: Sphaerulina musiva SO2202
Lineage: Eukaryota; Fungi; Ascomycota; Dothideomycetes; Mycosphaerellales; Mycosphaerellaceae
Exons: 3
Coding region: 123-1760 (545 amino acids)
Source: RefSeq, a predicted model, not a curated record
AACACUUUCCAUGUUUACAGUGUGGAAUACCUUAGCUGCUAUACGACGUGUCUCGUGGAAUUGACGGCGCGGCAAUUCAAGCUUUGAACCAAUAUUGAGCGGAGCACAUCAAUAUUCGAAUAAUGGCGGAGCCUCAGAUCAUACCAGCUCGCCAUGGCGUCGCCACAUUUGUUCCCGCUGGACAAUGUAUCAAGAUCAUCAACACCUCGGGCACGCAAGUGGUCGACACGUGGGCCUUUGCCCUGCCACAGCCCGCGCCCAAGCGCGAUGUAGACGAGGGCACCAAGGCCAAGGAAGAGGCCGGCAAGCAAGAGACGGCCAAUGCAGCCGACAAGAUCAAGAGUAAGAACAACAAUGGCUUUCCUAGUCAGGAGGAGGCGGAGAAGGCUACGCGGGAGGGCCAUGCGCAAGCAGAGCAGCAGCAGCAAGAUUCGCAGAAGAAGAGCGGCUGGAGCUCCUACAUGCCUUCUAUACCUACCUCCUUGGGCCUGGCCAAGAAAAGCGAUGGAGAGCAAGCAAAGGACAAGGCUGGGAGUUCUAGUGAGACGCAGCAGCAGAAGAACUCCCGAACAUGGGCCUCGUACUUCUCGCCGGGCAAAGCGUUUUCCUCGUACAUACCCGAGGUUGCGACAGAUACUGUGUCCAAGUUUGUGAAUGUGCACUCGAGAGAUACGAACAAGACCUAUAUUCAGCAGCUUGCUGAUUUCUCAAAGACUCCCGUGGGCGCAGCAGGCAUGUCGGCCUUCACCGGCUCCGGGUAUAGCGGAUCUCUCUACGCUGGUUAUCAGGCAUGGAACGCCAAGAAUGCGGCUGAUGCUCCCAGCGUGGAGUUCAUGUCCAUGUCGCACACGCGUUCAUGUACGCUCCAUCUGGUGCCCAAGCAGAACGACGUCCUCGUCACAAAUUUACGGGAGCCCAUACUCAAGGUGAUCGAGGACAAGUCGCCAGGCAUCCAUGAUACGCUCAUUCCAGCAUGCGAUCCUCCUCGAUACCGGGCUCUAGGUGUGGAUCAUUGGGAGGAGCAUGGCUCAUGUGCGGAGAACCUAGUUCUCGCACUAAAAGAGCUGAACGAGCGGGCGGGAUUGAAGGGAGCGAAAGCGAUUGGAGCAGACGUAACUAUCAAUAGCGUUCCUGCUCCCCUCAACCUGUUUAUGAACAUCCCUUGGGACGACGAGGGUGACAUCAGCUUUGACGGGCCCCAAGGUAAAGCGGGCGACUAUAUUCGACUGCGCGCCGAGCGUGACGUUGUGGUAGUGAUGAGCGCAUGCCCGAACGAUGUGAAUGGCAUUAACGGCGAAAAGAUUAGCGAUGCCAACUUCAUCGUGGAAGAGGAAGGUGUCACUUCAGCUAUCAAAAGGACCCAGCCGAAGAAGAAUAAGAAGAUGGCGCCAAAGAUGACGACUGCCUCGCCUAAUGCCACUCCUAGUCCUGCACAGGCUGUUAGCUCGCCAUCGCACACAGCGGCGAAGAAGAAGACUCCUGUGUCGCCCAGCAUAGUCUCAGGCAAGAAGGAGUCCUCACAAUCUUCUCCAAUACCAGGAAAGGCACCACCUCCAACGAAGCCACCGCCAGCCAAGGCUGCUCCAGCGCCUGCGAAGACGCCCAAUCCUACAGCACAGAAGGCGACUGCAGCGAGGCCGACAAAGAAGCCUGCGCCGGCUCCAGUAAAACCACAAACCUCACUCAAAUCUGAUUCAUCUGUGACUCCUGUCGAGAGGAAGAAACCCAGAAAAUUGGUUAGGCAGCCCGCGCAAUCAUAAUGCAAGUCUGAUUGGUGCGAAUGGGGGGGAGGGUGGCCCCGUCAAGAACGGUAAAAUGCAUACGUGCUGAGUUGAGUGAAUGGUAAUGAUCUAACAUAACUCAGUAGUUGCAGUUCAAACAGAUGUAAAUCAUUGUUAUUAAAUUGAGCCGGCACACGUAACCGCCAGUCUUACUUAGCUCUAAGUAGUAGGUAGUUUCUGUCGGAGCUUUCCGGCAUUUUUAUAGACCGAGAAGAUAACAAA